Molecule: messenger RNA, 2917 nt
Organism: Thalassophryne amazonica
Lineage: Eukaryota; Metazoa; Chordata; Actinopteri; Batrachoidiformes; Batrachoididae
Exons: 6
Coding region: 1347-2261 (304 amino acids)
Cellular component (GO): nucleus
Source: RefSeq, a predicted model, not a curated record
GCACAUUAUUGAGCAAGUCAUGGCAAGAAAGGCUAGUUUAAGUUCAACUAAACUUGUAAAGUGCAUAAGUCAGACAUCAUUUCUGCCUGCGGGCUUGGGUCAGUCAGCGAGUUCGACGGUGGCAUCAUAUGGUGGUCGAGGUGAUACCAAGUGCAUCAUUGUAAGCCACAAGUAGUCUGCUUCAUGCCUUCAGUGAAAGAACUCUUUUGACUUUCAGACGAGGCAGAAGUGAUAUUCGAACUCGGACCUGCAUGGUUCCCGGCCUCCUGGUGGCGACAUCGCGCCAUUGCAUCAAGGACCAGUCUGCUGCAAACGUUAAUGGACACACGUUCACCAGUUAUUUACUCACAAAGACGUCCAGAAGUCGGUCAUUAAAGUUUAUGUUUGGAAAAGUGACACAAGGAGGGAAAAACAAUAAGGAACUGUAUGAAGCCUGACAACAACAGCACAACAAGAUACCAAGAGGGAAUUAUUGCAGCCAAGUUAACAAAUAAUUUCAAGUCAGCAAGUUAAAAAGAUUUUUCAAAUAAUAUGUGCGUAACAUUGUAAGAAAACAAAAUGUCAGCAACAAAUGAGACAGAAAUCAAAGUGGACAAUGCAGAACAAGCUGCAGAGCAAGUGGAUGAAACCUUUUUAGAGCAAAGAAUGCCAGUGGAGCAGCGUAGAAGUGAAAGGCCUCGCAUGCUCUCAGAAAAAGGAAAAGAACUUCACAAAGAAAAGUUACAAUGGCUACAACGUCACUUGAGAGCAUUUAUGACAGAUGGAAAGCAUUAAUCAAACUUUUUAAAAAAAUCUGUGAUAAAGGGAGACCCAGUUGACAUUCUGGAACUUCACAUGGAUGCUGUACAAAAAGAAGUAACUGUGCUUAAUGAUAUAUAUGAUGAAUAUAGAGCAGUUGAUGGACCACCUCAUGACAUGCCUUCAAGGUUGGAUAAAUGCACAUCAGUGACUGCUGUAGUUUUGCAAAACGCUAAAUCACACAUUGAAGGAGAAAAUCAAGAGGAGAUGGUAUGGCCUGAUGGUAGCUCUAUAUUUACCUCCUCUGUUAGUGUCUCAGUUCCUAGCCCAUCUAAAGUCAGUGGAGUUAUCUCUGUCUCCUCCACCAAAAGACAAGAAGCAGCAGCUGAGUAUGAAGCUACAAAAGCUGUGCUUCAGAUACUGACUGAACAAGAGAGACAUAGAGAACAAAUGCUCGAAGAAGAAGAGAAAUGUGUAACUGCAGAACAAGAAAUCGCUGCAAUAUCACAAUGCCUCCUGCAGAAUAAGGAGGAAACUGAGCGCAAGUUUAAAAGAGAACAAGAGAAAGUGGCUGUGACAAAGAGACAAGAAGAGGAAAGUGCUGAAAGAUGGAAGUUGGGAAAGAAGACCUGAAAAACCUACGUGCAAGAAGCAAUCUGUCAAAUGAAAGACAUGAGGUGGAAGACAUGAGGAAAGUUCAAGGUAGUGAAUGUGUGGAUGACAACAAAAUGUCUCUAACACUUGAAGCAGUGAGCGGCAAAAAGCGAAAGCCUAACUGGACCGAUCAGGAAUGCUGUGUUCUGGCCCAAUUAAUGGAGGAGAGAAAGGACAUAAUCAGAGGGAAGUGCAGCACUGGAGUGUCAACCCAGGAUAAAAGAAAAGCUUGGGAAGAGAUAACCAAGGCUAUCAAUGCUGCCUCCCCACAGGUCCAACGCACAGCCUCUGACUGUAACAAAAAGUGGGAGAAUUUACUUGCAAAGUCAAGAAAUGAGAUUAAAAUGUUGAAAAGAAAGAACAAUUCUGAUGGUUUGUCCCUUAAAAAGUUAAGUCCACUGUGUCAAACUGUGAUUUCUGUGAUGAAUCUAUCAGACUCCCUGCUACAGAAUAGAGAGGAUUUGUCAACCUUACUGAUGUCACAAAGCAGCUGCGAUGAAGAUGGAAACAACAGUGUCACAGGUGAAACAUUUACAGAUGGACACACUGUGACUGAGAGGGUGCUCCCUGCUGGUCCUUCCAACUCUUCAGCUGAACAGCUGACUGUUUUUGUGAACAUCCCUCAGUCAGUCACAGGGCCCCUCAGCAGCCCUCGUGCAGGUCUGUCACCAGCGUGUGUGGCAGAGUUAGGCGCUCCCUGUGUCACCUCUCCACCCUCCGAGCACUGCACAGCUUUACAAGAGCGAAAGGAUUUGGAAAUGUCUGUUCUCAGAAGACAAGAGGCUGUUCUCAAGCUGCAAGAGGAGUAUUAUACUCUAAAAAUUAAGAUGAUGAAAAAGCAAAUGGAAGAGUCAAAUACACAUGACUAAAACAGAUCAAAGAUGAGUCACUGAAUACAAAUGUAAGUGCAGUGAUUAAUGGCUCAUUAACUCCAAUACCCAUGACCAAAGAUGGUAAAGGUGCCAUGACACUUGCAUGACUUUGUUCCAUGCAUUGUUUCACUUGGGACCAAAAUAAUCAGUGUAUUAUUUAUUUAGAACACAAACAUUACCGCGAGCUAACCAGCUAAUUAAUUUUAUUGGACUUAAUUCAUUUCAGUGUAAUAUUGGCAAUAAGAAACAUUUGGAGUAGAUUGCUCCUUGUCAUCACUGAAUAGGUGACAAUGUCAUUAGAAGUGUCUGGUUGCACUGAUGGUUUCCCUAAAUGUUCACUAAAUGUAACCAAACCAUGGGUUAAAGUUCUCUGUCACCAUGACGGAUUUCCAUCAUUUGGAAAAUUUAACCACACAUACGCACGUGCACGUGGUGCCGUGUGUUUUGGGGCCGAAAUAUGAUACUCUCACUGUCAAAGCAUCAUCCCAUUCUGCGCUAAUCAAAGCAGCAGCAAUGUCAGCAUGGAUGGCGUUGCACCGCGGAGGAACGGACUGUGAAUUUUCGCUCCUCUCCGCUCUGUUUACUGCAUGCAGUGAGCCACGGUCCUUCUCCUCCCUGUCUUUGUGAGAACAUUGGCAGACACUCCCCAAGUA